Messenger RNA from Vicia villosa (hairy vetch), 1857 nucleotides. Its product is annotated as heat shock cognate 70 kDa protein-like. Gene Ontology annotation, molecular function: misfolded protein binding; ATP-dependent protein folding chaperone; heat shock protein binding. The record is from RefSeq and is a predicted model, not a curated record. Gene Ontology annotation, cellular component: cytoplasm. Gene Ontology annotation, biological process: cellular response to unfolded protein; protein refolding. NCBI's taxonomy places the organism in Eukaryota, Viridiplantae, Streptophyta, Magnoliopsida, Fabales, Fabaceae. The transcript has 2 exons. Bases 1 to 1857 code for a protein of 618 amino acids.
AUGGUGCAGAAAAAAUAUGAAGGAUUUGCGGUUGGAAUUGAUCUUGGUACAACGUACUCGUGUGUUGCAGUGUGGCAUGAGCAACACAGCAGAGUGGAGAUUAUUCACAAUGAACAAGGCAACAAAACCACACCUUCUUGCGUUGCUUUCACUCACAAACAAAGGUUGAUCGGUGAAGCAGCUAAGAAUCAAGCUGCAACCAAUCCACAAAACACUAUCUUUGAUGCUAAGAGGUUAAUGGGUAGAAAAUUCAGUGACGAUGUUGUUCAAAAAGAUAUGAACUUGUGGCCAUUCAAAGUCAUUGCUGAUGUAAACAACAAACCCAUGGUUGCUGUUAAGUACAAGGGUCAGGAGAAGCACCUAUGUGCUGAGGAAAUUUCAUCAAUGGUCCUCACAAAGAUGCGGCAGAUUGCAGAAGCAUAUUUGGAAACAACAGUUAAGAAUGCAGUCAUCACAGUGCCAGCUUAUUUCAAUGAUUCUCAGCGUAAAGCCACUCUAGAUGCCGGUGCCAUAGCUGGCCUUAAUGUGAUUCGGAUAAUUAGCGAGCCUACUGCUGCAGCUAUUGCAUAUGGCCUUGACAAGAGAACUAACUGUGUGGGAGAACGAAAUAUUUUUGUGUUUGACCUUGGUGGUGGAACUUUUGAUGUGUCUCUUGUUACAAUCAAGGAUAAGGUCUUCCAAGUUAAGGCUACGGCCGGAAACACUCACCUCGGAGGAGAGGACUUUGAUAAUAGAAUGGUGAAUUACUUUGUGGAGGAGUUCAGGAGAAAGAAAAAAGUGGACAUUAGUGGUAACCCAAGAGCCUUGAGGAGGUUGAGAACAUCGUGUGAGAGGGCGAAAAGGACCCUCUCUUUUUCAGUUGAUACCACUAUUGAGGUGGAUGCUUUAUUUGAGGGCAUCGACUUCUCUUCAUCAAUCACUCGUGCAAAGUUUGAAGAAAUCAAUAUGGACCUUUUCAAUGAAUGUAUGGAGACGGUUGAGAGUUGUCUUACUGAUUCGAAGAUGGAUAAGAGUAGGGUAGAUGAUGUUGUCCUUAUUGGUGGUUCUUCAAGAAUUCCCAAAGUCCAGCAGCUAUUGCAGGACUUUUUCAAUGGAAAGGAUUUGUGCAAUAGCCUCAACCCUGAUGAGGCUGUUGCUUUUGGGGCAGCUGUGCAAGCUGCAUUGUUGAGUAAUGACAUUAACAAUAUUCCAAACUUGGUGUUGAUCGAUGUUACACCAUUGUCUUUAGGUUUUGGCGAUAAUAGAGGUUGCAUGUCUAUAGUGAUUCCAAGGAAUACUACUAUACCUGCCAAAAUCUUAAAAGGUUGUGGAACACCUUAUGAUAACUGUAUAUCAGUCCCUAUCAUGGUUUAUGAAGGAGAGAGAGCUAGAGCCAGUGACAACAAUUUGCUAGGUUCUUUUUAUCUCUCUGGGUUAUCCCCUGCACCUCGUCGGCAUCCUUUGGAUGUAUGUUUCAGUGUUGAUGAAAAUGGCAUUUUGACAGUCUCUGCCAGGGAAGUUUCCACUGGCAAUACAAAUGAGAUUAUAAUAACCAAUUACAAAGAAAGACUAUCAGCUGAAGAAAUUCAAAAAUUGAUUGAAGAAGCUGAAAAUUACAAUGUUGAAGAUACAAAAUUCCUCCAAAUAGCUCAAGCAAAGAAUGCAUUGGAUCUUUGUGUUUACAAAAUUGAGACUACUUUAAAGAAGCAGAAUAAUAACUCGAAGCUCUCCACACUUGAGACCAAAAAGAUCAAUGCUUCAAUAGCAAAGGCCAAAAGUUUGCUUGACGAGGAUAACCAGCACGAAUUAGAUGUUCUUGAGGGUCAUUUGAAGGAGCUGCAGAGUAUAUUUGAAAGCACUAUAUCCAAGAUUGCUUAG